CGUCUCUCUUACGGGGUAUUUUCGUCAUUCCACAAGCUUCUAUCCAUCCAAUCCAAGUCUUCUCCCUUCCUUCCUUGGAACUUUCUUCGUCUUCGCUUCCUCACUUCCCCCGUCGAUCUCGCCGUCACAUCACAAACAAAAACUCUCUCCAACUCCUUUCACAUGGCGGAAAACGGCGAAGAGAAGCUACUAGCCGUAGCGCGUCACAUAGCCAAAACCCUCGGCCACAACGAAUCCAUGGCCGACGACAUCCUCCAGAUCUUCUCCACCUUCGACGGCAGAUUCUCCCGCGAAAAGCUCUCCGAGGACCAACCUUCCGAAGAAGACGGAUCGUCCUCCGGAGUCGCCGUCCUCGAUCGAGCUCUCAACUCCCUAGACUCCCAGAUCUCCCGCUUCAUCGCCGCCGAUCAACCGAUCUGGUCCGAUCCCGCCGACUCCGCCGCCUUCCUCGACGCGAUCGACGAGCUCGUGAACAUCACCAGAGAGUGGAGCCACUUGUCCUCCGAGAAACCGAUCGGUCUGUGCCUAUCACGCGCCGAGGAUAUGACGCAGCAGGCGAUGUUCCGAAUCGAGGAGGAGUUUAGGUCUCUUAUGGAUCAGGGAACCGAGUCGUUCCCGGUUAACCACCGGUUCGAUUCCGAGGAGGAAGAUGAAGAAGAUGAGGAUGAAGAAUACCGAAACGAAGAUGAUUCUCAGAUCCCAGUGGCGCAGCCUCUAACUGAUUACGAUCUCAUCAUCGACGCGCUCUCUUCGGCUACGAUCAACGAUCUCCACGAGAUUACUAAACGAAUGCUCGCAGCUGGAUUCGGUAAGGCGUGUUCACACGUUUACAGUGGAUCAAGGAGAGAGUUUCUUGAAGAGAGCAUGUCGAGAUUAGGGCUUCAGAAGCUGAGUAUUGAAGAUGUUCAUAAAAUGCAGUGGCAGGAGCUUGAGGAUGAGAUAGACCGGUGGAUUAAAGCAGCUAACGUCGCUCUCCGUAUCCUUUUCCCUAGUGAGCGUCGUCUCUGCGACCGUGUCUUCUUCGGAUUCUCCUCCGCUGCUGAUCUUUCGUUUAUGGAGGUGUGUCGUGGCUCGACGAUUCAGUUACUGAACUUCGCUGACGCGAUUGCGAUAGGUAGCCGUUCGCCUGAGAGGUUGUUUAAGGUGCUUGACGUGUUUGAGACGAUGAGGGAUUUGAUGGGGGAGUUUGAGUCUGUGUUCUCUGAUCAGUUUUGUUUAGUGCUUAGGAACGAAGCUGUGACGAUUUGGAAACGGUUGGGGGAGGCGGUGAGAGGUAUAUUCAUGGAGCUUGAGAAUUUGAUCCGGCGAGAUCCGGCGAAAGCUGCUGUUCCGGGAGGUGGUUUGCAUCCGAUUACUCGGUACGUGAUGAACUACCUCCGCGCGGCGUGCAGGUCUAGGCAAACGUUGGAGCAAGUGUUUGAGGAGAGUAAUGGUGUGCCGUCGAAAGACUCGACUCUGUUGACUGUACAGAUGUCUUGGAUCAUGGAGCUUUUAGAGAGUAAUCUUGAAGUUAAGUCGAAAGUGUAUAAAGAUCCGGCGUUGAGUUAUGUGUUUCUGAUGAACAAUGGGAGAUACAUUGUUCAGAAAGUGAGAGACGGUGAGCUUGGAGUGCUUUUAGGAGAGGAUUGGAUUCGGAAACAUAACGCUAAAGUGAAACAAUAUCAUAUGAGUUAUCAGAGAAGUUCGUGGAGUAAGAUGAUUGGGUUGCUGAAGGUGGAUAACGCAGCGGCGGGGAUGAAUGGGUUAGGGAAAGUGAUGAAGGAGAAGCUGAAAGAGUUUAAUAUGCAGUUUGAGGAGGUGUGUAAAGCUCAUUCGACGUGGGUUGUGUUUGAUGAGCAACUGAGAGAGGAACUGAGAAUCUCACUGGCUAAACUGUUGUUGCCGGCUUAUGGGAACUUCAUCGGAAGGUUUCAGAACCUUGGAGAUAUAGGGAAAAAUGCAGACAGGUACAUCAAGUUUGGUGUUGAGGACAUAGAGGCACGUGUUAACGAGCUGUUCAAAGGGACAACGACCGCAAGAAAAUGAAGGUAUGACACAGAGAGCUUCUACUUGUAAGAUCUUUGUAAACGAACCACAUGCUGAUGACCAGGAGAGACUUGCAGAGUGGAUUUGUAAAAUGUAUCGUUUUGGACAGCUAUGCUAGUGUUUGUGUUAUGUUGUAUUGUAUUAAAAAAGAAGAAACAGUUUCGUUUCUCCUAGAGAUGUUAGAAAAUCAUCAUCCAAAUUGGUCAAAAAUUUAGGUAAAUUUUAAAAAACCAGUUGGCUAAACCCAGGGGCAGAGGUAGUAAAGGAGGAGGGGUGUGACCCCACUAUUUUUCUUAUAAAAAUUGCUUUUACUAUAUAAUUUAAAGAAGAAAAGAUAAUCUGAUAGAGAUGAUCCCUGCUUCUACUCAAGGGAGCAACAUCUCCUUCCCAUUGUUCUA
This is a messenger RNA of Eruca vesicaria subsp. sativa (arugula), 2423 nucleotides long. Lineage: Eukaryota; Viridiplantae; Streptophyta; Magnoliopsida; Brassicales; Brassicaceae. The record is from the annotation of a GenBank genome assembly.